Prorocentrum cordatum is the source of this 4863-nucleotide messenger RNA. Lineage: Eukaryota; Dinophyceae; Prorocentrales; Prorocentraceae. The record is from the annotation of a GenBank genome assembly.
AUGGCAGGGCGGCUCCUCGGCGCUGGCGCGCAGUGGGCUGCGGCCAUCGGCGGGCAGGCGCUGGGCACCUGGCUGGGCGGCACCAGCCAGGGGCACGGGUGCGACUGCUCCUGCCACUUCGAGGCCUCGCCAGACGAGGCGCUGAUCGGGCUGCUCAAGGGGCAGCUCGACAGGUGCGGGCCAGAGCACCUCCACGGGCAGCCCGCCUUUGCACCUGACUGCCCAGCCUGCGCCCCUUGCCCGCCCGGGCACACCGGGCUCGAGGUGGUCCUGGCGCUGCUGUUGGGGCUUGUGCUGGGCGCGGUGCUGCGCGAGGCGUUGGAGAGCCUAUCGAUCGGGUGCAGGGUCCUCGCCUACUACGAUCGAGACGACAACUACUGGCAUGAAAGAUAUAUCAUCGGGAAGGUUACCGACACGUGCUUCAUUGUGGUCACCCCACACUUCGACAUCUACGAGGAGGACUUCUCGGAGAGUCUCGCGCUCUGCCUCAUCGGCCCCCGAGGGGGGCUGCCCACCAAGCUCAAUGGGCACAUCCUGCGCCUGGACAUGGACAGGUUCAGGCGCAACGAGGCGCGACUGCUCGGGGAGGGCCGUCAGCUGGCCAAGGAGAUCCGCGAGGCCGAGGGGCUCCCAGAGGGCCCGCCUGGCGCCCUCGCCGACGCCGCCGCCGACGGGGAUGCUGCCCAGCUUCCCCUGCCGCCGCCCCCAGGCGCCCCUGGGGCCGCUCAGGGCGGCGCUGCUCGCGCUGGUGGCGCUGGCAAGUCUGUUCGCUGGGUGGCCGCCGAGGCGCGGGCUGGCUACAAACCUGGAGACGAGGUCGGGCUGCAGCAGCCCGAGGCCGUUCUGGGCGACCGUGGCGUCUGCGAGCUCACCGACGGCACCGUGCUGGCUGUGGCCAAAGAGGGGACGCUGGAGGGUACCGCCACGCCACGGGCGGCAGCCGAGCAGGACUUGCGGACGCUUCCUGUCAGGUACGACGCGCGUGGCGUCCGCGUCAGGGAUUUCACCGAUGCGGUGGAUCGGAUGUCCUCGACCGCCAUGCCCGACUGGCCUAUCAAGGGCCCCCGCACGACCCUGUGGCUGGUGCAGCAGUUCAAGCGACUCGGUCAGACGCCCUUGCAGCGGCACCAGUGGUGGCGCCAGACUCAGAACCUCACGGCAGCGGAUGCAGGCGUUGACGAGCACCAGUUCUUGUCGGAGCUCCUCGAGAUGGGGGCUCAGACGGACCAGCUUAAUGAAGGUGAGCUGGCAGUGUACGAGACGGUCGCGAGGCGCUACCAGCUCUGGGAGGAGAUCUACGCCAACAGGCUGCGCGAGCACGAGAGCGGUGCGCUGCGCAGCUCAGGGAGUUCGGCGUGGCUGGAUGAGCGCGAGAUCUUCCUGGGCCAGGAGCGGGGCAGAGGAGGAGCGCUCGUCUGCCCUGAGCUGCAGACCUGGGUGGCGGACCGCCUCCAGGCCGAGGCAGCGGUGCUCAAGGAGCGCCGCAAGGGUCGCGAGGAGAAGAUCCUGGCUCGCGGUGUCGGCCCGGGUGGAGGAGAUGACGACAGUGGAGCCCCUGCCAAGGCCAGGAGGCGGCAGGACCAGUGGCUUCUCGAGGGCAUCGCCUCCCUCAAUGAGCUGGGCGGGCAGGGGCGACAGGUGCCCAGCCACGCCCCGCUGACGGCGGCCCAACGUGUGGCCGUGCGGCGGCUGGCCUCGCUUGACGGCAAGUGGUCUCCGCCCGUUGAUCGUCCGAGUCCCCAUGCGGCAUGGUCGUUGCUGCAGGGUCUCAGGCCUGGCUACUCUGAAGCCGAGGCCGCAGGUGCUCGAACAGUCUACCAGCGGGGGAACAUCUCGCUUCCCAAGAUCGGUGCUGGCAAGGUCCCCCUCGUGGACGUCCUUCCUGCUGAUCUGCAAUCCAAGCUGGAGUCUGGGCGCGGGCUGUUGCGUUCCCCUGAGGAGGCAGCAGCGCUAAUUCGUGAUGCAGGUGCUCCUCGCGCCAUGGACCCAAAGCUGGGCCGCCUGGGCUUCGACUAUGGCCACGCGCUGGGCGAGCUCUUCGCCUCGGGGGUCAUUGAGUGCAGCUCAGAGCCGGUGCUCGAAGAGGCGGGCAUGUUCUUCGUCGCCCGCAAGGAUAAGCGGCUGCGUCUCAUCUGCGACACCAGGACUCCCAACAUGCACUUCACUGUUCCUAACCACACCGCCCUUGCGACGGGCGAGGCUCUCUCCUCACUGGAGGCGUCGGGGGUGAACUUCAUUGGCAUGAGUUCUGGAGACGUUGACUGCUGUUUCUAUCAAUACUCACUUCCGCCCUGGUGUAGGCGCUACUUCAACCUGCCGACUAUUCAGAGUCGCUUCUUGCCGCUCGAGGUCAGGAACGCCUGUGGGUUGUCAGGGAAGAGCGGCCAGGUCCGUUUUCGUUUCAAGGUCGUGCCGAUGGGAUGGAACUGGGCCGUUCACUUCAUCCAGGAGGCUCACCUCCACAUCGUCAAGUCAGUUUUGCCGUCCCAGCCGUGGUGCGAGGACAAGCACCCGGGGAUAGACCCGAGCGUGGAGGACGCCAAGGUUUUGUAUAUCGACAAUUUCGCCGUGCUGUCUGCCUCGCCCCAGCGCGCUGCCCAGGCCGCCUAUGACAUGAAGGCGGCGCUCGCGGCCAAGGGAGUGGUGUCCGAGUUGGACCCCCAGGCCAGCGAGGUGGGCGAGCUGCUCGGGUGCGAGCUUGACCUUCGCACAGGCUGCUGGCAGGUGUCUGGCCGCCGUCUGUGGCGCCUGUAUGGCGCGCUCGAACGCCUUCUCUCCCGGAGAGUCUCGGGCCAGGAGCUGGAGCGCCUGAUUGGUCACAUCGUGGCAGCGCUCAUGCUGCGGCGCGAAGGUCUGGCUUUGCUUCAUUCUUCGUACGAGUUCGCGCAGGCCUCCUACACCAAGCGGCAGCCCCUCUGGAAGAGCGUCCUCCGCGAGCUGGGCUGGGUCAAGGCGCUCCUGCCCUGCCUCAGGUCGGACACCAGACGGCCCUGGUCGGAGCUCGUCACGUGCUUCGACGCCUCCCCUUGGGGGUAUGGAGUCGUCGAGACCGAGUGGGACCUGGGCGACGUGCAGCGCGUGGGGGGGGUGUCUGAGCGCGCCCGCUUCAGAGGCGUGCUCGCGACCGAGGGCGCGCCUCGCGAGAGGGCGUUCGAGCACGAGGUCGCCUGCGCGCCCGACCCCGCCCUGCUGCUCGUCGGGCGCGCCGCCCGCUUUCCGGAGGUCAGCCACAGCAAGCUGCAGUCCAGGACCUGGCGAGUGGUAGGCUGCGGAAGGUGGAAGCGGAAGGAAGCGAUCCACGGGCUCGAGGGCGCCGCCCUCACCUGGGCCGUGAGGCGGGCCGGCAGAGAUGCGCGCCAGCACGGCGCCCGCAGGCUUUUUCUGGGCGAUAACAUGUCUCUCACCCUUGCGGCUGCAAAGGGUCGAGCGGCUAAUCAUCGUCUUCUGGGAGUCUGUCGUGUGCUGCUUGCUGUGGGUAUCGCCGCCGAUCUUAAGAUCCAGGUGAGGUGGAUUCCGUCCGAGUGGAACCCAAGUGAUGCACCCUCCCGUCGCUUUCAGCCCAAGCCUCGCGGCCCCGACGGGGUCCCCGCGGCUGCCGACGCCGGGCGGAAUGGAGGUGGCGACGCUGCAGGCAAAGCUGCCGACGCCGGCGAGCCCAGCGAGUCGGCCCCGCCCCCGCUCCGCCCUUCGCGAGCGGAGCUUGCGCAGGAGCCGUUCGCCCUGCAGCCGCACGGUGGAGCGCCUGACGGUGCAGCAGCCGCGGGGCAAUGGCAGCCCCCCUACGGGCCGCCCGCAGGCGCGGCCGCGGUGGCGCUCACCUCGUCGCCAGGCACGCGCCGCAGGCGUCCCGGCGCUGGCUGGGCCAAGGAGCAGACGCGGCUUGCGGCGGCCAAGGUGCGCUUCGCCACGCAGCAGCUGCAUCUUGGAGCUGUCCUUGGUCUGGUUCGCUGGCUGUGUCUGGGCUGCCUCCCGGACUGGAGCCGCCAGACCUGGGACGAGACCCUCGCCGAGUACAUCGAGUCGAUCUACGACAGGGGGGGCUCGAAGGCGUCGACGCAGCGGCUGGCCCCGGCACUGUUGUGGGCGGAGCCCCACCUGCAUACGGCUGGUAUCCGCGAAGUCUUCCCGCUGACCCACCAGACGCUGCGAGGAUGGGGGGUGCUGGAGCCCUCCAAGUCCAGGCCGCCCGUGCCGUACCUCGUGAUGCUGGCGGCGGCAACCUGGCUGUGCCAAGCUGGAAAACCGUUGAGCGCCCUCGCCAUCGUGAUAAUGUUCGAGACCUACACGCGCCCAUCGGAGGUUCUGGCUUUGCGAGCCCGCCAGGUGGUGCUCCCCCUUCCGGAGGAAGGUGGCGCCUCAGCCUUUCUGACCUUUGUGGUGCGAGCAUCGGAGUACGAGGUCCCCACAAAGACCAACGAGUACGACCUCUCAGUGCCCCUCGACCUCCAGAGGCAACAGUGGCUUGUGAAGCCGAUCUCCUUCGUUCAAGCCCUUCGCGAGCCCGACGCGCUGUUCCUGGGCCUGAGCUACACAGAGCUGGCGGAGGACUUCCAGAGCGCGAUCGAGGCUCUGGAUGUGGGUGUACUCAGGCCCACCCUCUACUCCCUCCGGCAUGGAGGGGCCAGCCAGGACCGCAGCAUGGGCGUCAGAAGCUUAGGCGGCGUCCAGCAGCGCGGGGGAUGGAAGACGUUCAAGUCAGUGCUCAGGUACGAGAAGCAUGGCCGUCUGUCCCUCGAGCUUCGCAAGCUGUCGUCCAGGCAGCGCGAGGCCCUGCGAGCCAAAGGACAGGACUGCGCGCUCGCCUUCAACAAGUCCUUGGUGCUGCACUUCGCUCCGCGCCGCACCAGUCCCGCGCAUGCAUAG